Cooperia oncophora is the source of this 618-nucleotide messenger RNA. Lineage: Eukaryota; Metazoa; Nematoda; Chromadorea; Rhabditida; Trichostrongylidae. The record is from the annotation of a GenBank genome assembly.
AUGCACAGACAGAGCACAAGGAUCGAGAAAAGCUUAUUACUUGACCUGAAUAGGCACCUGGAAGCUGAUUCCAACAGCCUAGAGAUUUCCGUUAUACAAUGGCUAACCAGAAUCGACGCCAGGAAAGAGGAAUUACUACAACAAACUGCUCUGCUGUCCACGCCUCGAGCCAUUAACAGCCAGUCUCUCAGCAGUGGUGGCAGCAACUGUCAGGAAAUGUUAAUUGGCGCCAUAACUCCACAAGAUCGCAACAUCAGAGUCAGACGCCCACUACUGGAGGUUCCUACCUUCUCAGGAAAUUUCAGAGAGUUCAGCACAUUCUGGUUUGUUUUUGAAUCGCUCAUCCAUAACGACAGCGACCUGAGCGACCAGGAAAAAUUCCUAUUCGAAGCACUAUGCUUCACUUCAACAGGAAGAGUUGUACAACGACCACUCAAUCGUCUCAUCCCGCUAGAAAUACGUUUCUCCAUCCACUCUUCGGGAACUGACGGCGACCUAGCUCCAUCAGUUAUAGGAAAACCUAUUCACAGAAGAAAGACAUCCACCAGUUCAUCUGAGGAUCCCAGCGUGGCCGUUCGACAUCAGCCGCCGAGAGUGGCGAAAACCCACGUGUCCUAA